AUGCCCAACGACUUGCCCGUUGCUCAGGGUGCUCCUCCUGCUGGCGGACUGAAACCCCUGUCUGAACGCAUCCUCCCACCCGAGUUCUAUGACUCGUUCAUUACAAAGCGGUCGAAGGAGAGGAUUGAGGACCCCAUUCGCAGCAGGCUUCAACUCGAAGACCGCCCCGGGACCAUCUCCAUGCUCGCAGGAAAGCCCAACCCAGAAACAUACCCAAUGACGUCGUUACAGUUCACUCUGCGCGACCCCGUUACGAACCAAGAGGUGCCUAUCGCUCUCACCGAGAUAGAGCUGGAGCGUUCGUUGCAAUACAGUGGGAGCAAAGGGAUACCCGAGUUCCUCGAAUGGCUAGUUGGCUUACAGGAGUUUAGCCAUGGUCGCAAACCGGGCGAAGGCUGGGAUCUUUCGUUUGGAGCGGGAUCGUCGGACCUGAUUCACAAGGCUAUUCUUGCACUACUUGAGGAAGGCGAUUCUGCAAUCAUCGAAAGCCCUGUAUAUGCCGGAGUCUUUCCUGUUCUCCAUGAGGCGAAAUGUGAUCUCAUCGAACUCAGCGGCGAUGAGAAUGGAAUCGACACGGUUGCUCUGCGCAAGACACUGGAGAACUGGCCCAAGAACAAACGUAAGCCCAAGCUGCUCUAUACUAUCCCUUUUGGAUGCAAUCCCACUGGGGUCACUUCGACAAUCGAGCGACGUCUUGAGGUUCUCGGGCUUGCCCGGGAGCAUAACUUCCUCAUAUUCGAAGAUGACCCCUACUACUACCUCUACUUCGGCAGCGCACCGCGACCCCCGUCGUACUUCGCGCUAGAAGUGGAUCAACCAGAAGUGGGUCGCGUGGUUCGGCUUGACAGCCUGUCCAAAGUGCUGUCCGCGGGGAUGCGUAUCGGAUUCCUGUCCGCGCCACAAGUCAUCUCAGAUGCGGUUCUCUUGCAUACGAUGGGCUCCAAUCUACAGCCCCCGACAUUCACCCAGGUGAUCUCCUGGAAACUGCUCAGCACCUGGGGAUACGCUGCCUACCAACAGCACGUCUACCGCGUUGCCGAUUUCUAUCGGACCAAACGCGACGAGUUCGCACGACUGAUGGACAAGCAUCUCACCGGCCUCGCUGAAUGGACCAUCCCUGAGGCGGGCAUGUUCUUCUGGUUUAAGUUGUUGCUUGAUGGAGGCGAUGAAGGCGACUCCGAGGCACUCAUCCGAAAGGAGGCGCUCGAGGGCGGCAUCCUGGCGCUCCCUGGGACGGUCUUCUUGCCGUCGGGGGGCAAGACUGCGUAUGUGCGCGCGUCGUUCAGUCUGUUGCCCGAGACCAUGGUGGAUGAGGGGCUGCGUCGCCUUCGGGUGGUCCUUUUGAAGGCCCGCGGGGAAGCGUGA
Messenger RNA from Epithele typhae, 1365 nucleotides. RefSeq names its product PLP-dependent transferase. NCBI's taxonomy places the organism in Eukaryota, Fungi, Basidiomycota, Agaricomycetes, Polyporales, Epitheliaceae. The coding region runs from base 1 to 1365 and encodes 454 amino acids. Gene Ontology annotation, biological process: biosynthetic process. The transcript has 9 exons. The record is from RefSeq and is a predicted model, not a curated record. Gene Ontology annotation, molecular function: pyridoxal phosphate binding; transaminase activity.